CUCAAUUCUCCUUUUGACACGCAGCUCAGAGAGUAAAAAAUUCACCCUUUGUGAGUUCGCCCGCCUACUGGCCACAGAGUAUUCGACUCCAGCGGACACGCCCUUGGAUCUGUUGAACUGGAUAUGCCUGGCUUAUCAUGAGUCAGCACUGGACACUGCAGCUACCAAUAACAACACGAAUGGCAGUCGUGACUACGGGAUAUUCCAAAUCAACAACGACUUUUGGUGCGAUGACGAUCGAGGAACGAACGACUGCUCAGUGGCCUGUUUGCAACUCCUGAAUCCUAACAUAUCGGAGUCUGUCAAGUGCGCGAGGAAGAUCUUUGCCAGACAUGGGUUCGAAGCCUGGUAUGGGUGGCAGCAACACUGCAAGGGCAAAAGUGAACAUCAGCUGAUGAAAAAGUAUUUUAAUGGAUGCGUCCUCUGAUAGAGCAAGCCGGAUCUGCAAAUUGAACAUUUAUGCUAGAAUUAUUUAGUUUAUAGUUGAAAUAUAACGGGCUUAAGGUGCUCAAGUACUUUGAUCAAACAUGAUGCAAAAUAG
Molecule: messenger RNA, 541 nt
Organism: Symsagittifera roscoffensis
Lineage: Eukaryota; Metazoa; Xenacoelomorpha; Acoela; Convolutidae
Product: lysozyme c-1-like
Molecular function (GO): lysozyme activity
Source: RefSeq, a predicted model, not a curated record